This is a messenger RNA of Syngnathoides biaculeatus (alligator pipefish), 2790 nucleotides long. RefSeq names its product sodium/hydrogen exchanger 6-like. Gene Ontology annotation, cellular component: recycling endosome; membrane. Gene Ontology annotation, molecular function: sodium:proton antiporter activity. The coding region runs from base 110 to 2197 and encodes 695 amino acids. NCBI's taxonomy places the organism in Eukaryota, Metazoa, Chordata, Actinopteri, Syngnathiformes, Syngnathidae. Gene Ontology annotation, biological process: proton transmembrane transport; regulation of pH; sodium ion transport. The record is from RefSeq and is a predicted model, not a curated record. The transcript is spliced from 16 exons.
CUUUUAUUUUUGACACCAGGCCGGAAGUGGAUCCUGUUUGUUGUGACCCAAAACGGGAGCAGGGACCAUACUUUGCCUUACCUCUGCAACUACAAACCGUAGCGCCACAAUGGCGUCUACACAAAUAAACCCCCUUCUUCACGGCAAAUCCCCAACGGAGUUGUGGUGGCUACCCUUCUCAUUGCUGGCCCUCGUUGGGAGAGGCGAGGGGAACGCGAUGGACAACGUCGCAACAGAGAGGCUGGCUGAGGAAAGCCACCGCCAAGACAGCGCUAACCUGCUCAUAUUCAUCAUGCUGUUAACGCUCACCAUUCUCACCAUAUGGCUCUUCAAGCACAGGCGCUUUAGGUUCCUGCACGAAACUGGGCUCGCCAUGAUCUACGGCCUUCUUGUGGGUGUAAUCUUGCGAUUCGGUGUCCACGUGCCUCCGAGCAUGAGCGAGGUGGUGCAGGGCUGUGCAGUGAACGCCAGUCCCGCCACCCUGCUGGUCAACGUCAGCGGGCGAUUCUACGAGUACACCCUGAAGGGCGAAGUUAGCCGCGGCAAAGGCCGCCAAGUGCAGGAUGACGAGAUGCUGAGAAAGGUUACUUUUGACCCAGAAGUCUUUUUCAACAUUUUGCUGCCCCCAAUCAUCUUCCAUGCUGGAUACAGUCUAAAACGGAGACAUUUUUUCCGCAACAUAGGCUCUAUUCUGGCCUAUGCUUUCAUGGGAACUGUUAUAUCCUGCUUUAUUAUCGGGCUCAUCAUGUAUGGUUUUGUGUCCUUCAUGAAAGUGGUGGGCCAGCUUGGGGGAGAUUUUUAUUUCACUGACUGCCUCUUCUUCGGGGCCAUUGUAUCAGCAACAGACCCAGUGACAGUGCUGGCUAUUUUUAAUGAUCUGAAGGUAGACGUGGACCUGUAUGCUUUACUUUUUGGAGAGAGCGUGCUCAACGAUGCCGUGGCAAUCGUCCUCUCGUCGUCCAUUGUGGCCUACCAGCCUGCGGGAGACAACAGCCACAGCUUUGAAGCCAUGGCCUUGCUCAAGUCCUUUGGCAUCUUCCUGGGUGUCUUCAGUGGAUCGUUUGCGCUUGGUGUGGCGACUGGCGUGGUGACUGCACUCGUGACCAAAUUUACCAAGUUGCGGGACUUCCCCUUACUGGAGACGGCAUUGUUUUUCCUCAUGUCCUGGAGCACCUUCCUGUUGGCCGAGGCCUGUGGUUUUACUGGCGUGGUUGCUGUGCUGUUCUGCGGUAUCACUCAGGCGCACUACACCUACAACAAUCUCUCUCGUGACUCACAGGAUCGCACCAAACAGUUAUUCGAACUGCUCAACUUUUUGGCGGAGAACUUCAUCUUCUCCUACAUGGGCCUGACGCUCUUCUCCUUUCAGUCGCAUGUCUUCAACCCUUUGUUCAUUAUCGGGGCCUUUGUGGCUGUGUUCUUGGGCAGGGCGGCAAACAUUUACCCAUUGUCCUUCUUGCUCAACCUGGGCCGCAAGAAUAAGAUCGGAUCCAAUUUUCAGCAUGUCAUGAUGUUUGCAGGUCUGCGUGGGGCGAUGACAUUCGCCCUGUCUAUCCGAGACACUGCCACUUACGCCCGCCAGAUGAUGUUUUCAACCACUUUACUGAUUGUCUUCUUCACCGUGUGGAUCUGCGGAGGCGGCACCAUGCCUAUGCUCUCCUUCAUGAGUAUUCCCGUGGGUGUAGACUCUGAUCAAGAUCACUCAAGUUCAGGAAUGUUAGAUGGCUCUCAGAGGAGGAACACCAAGCAUGAGAGCGCCUGGCCCUUCAGGAUGUGGUACAACUUUGAUCACAACUACCUAAAACCCCUCCUGACCCACAGUGGCCCCCCUCUUACCGCCACUCUGCCAGCCUGUUGCGGACCACUGGCACGGUGCCUCACCAGCCCGCAAGCAUACGAGAACGAAGGGCCGCUCCAUGAUGAAGACUUCAUCCUGAACGACGGCAGUGUGAGCUCCAUGUACGCUGAUGUCACCGUCAGCACGGACGGCUCGGGAUCUGGCAACAUCAAGCGCCACCGCCCGUCCGCUGCCGACGAGAGCCUGGACCACGAACUGGCGCAGGCUGAGCAUGAGGUGGCCAUCCGGGGAACCCGCCUGGUCCUGCCAAUGAAUGACCCAACCGAUCCCCCGACAACCGUGACUCUGCCCCCGCCGCCUUCCCCGCCCCGGUCGGACCCCCGGAGACACAGACUAUGAGUAAGGGUUUGCACUGGUGGGAUGCGGCUUCUCAUCCAAGUAAAUUUUUUUUUUUUUUCGAAAGCCUCCAUUGUUGGGGCAGUGGCUUUAUGUACGUGACCGCACUGUAUGUUCUGCAGGCGCUUCAUACGAGAGUACAUGGUACUAUAAAUUUUUAAGGCUUGUUUGAGCAGUGGCUAUUUUUACGUGACUGUAAUUCUUUUGGGGUUUUCUAUUUUACAGUGGUUCUCACUAGAACAAUAUCUCCCCCCCAUGUGCUAUUUUGCGUUCUAAUGCUUGAAAAAAGUUGAGAUUUUGAGACAGGCAUGUAGCUAUUUUUACGUUUUAUUUCUUUCCUCCUGCAACCUAGUUUUGCGGUAAUUUUCCACUAGACUGAAGUCAUUUUCUUAUCUCAGUCAUGUUGCUGGGGUUCCUACAGUCAUUCUUUCUAGUGCAAAGUAUUUGGCCACAUGACUGUAGUGUAUUUUUUGACAAGAAGGUAAUUCACCACCAUGUUUCUCAUCAUUUAAAAUCUUUACAUGGACAGGUCCGUCUCAGCACCGUGAGGAGUGCGCCGUGACUGUAGACUUGAACAUGAGCGCGCUACAUGCAAG